Messenger RNA from Orcinus orca (killer whale), 9603 nucleotides. RefSeq names its product ER membrane associated RNA degradation (gene ERMARD). Lineage: Eukaryota; Metazoa; Chordata; Mammalia; Artiodactyla; Delphinidae. The record is from RefSeq and is a predicted model, not a curated record. The coding region runs from base 2035 to 3744 and encodes 569 amino acids. The transcript is spliced from 17 exons.
UUCUCCUGAGCGCGCCCCUCGGGGUGCGGCGCGGGAAGCGCCGUCCGGGCCGCAGCCGGUGCCGCGGCGGAGGGCGGCCGUGCCUGCGCUGGGUGGCGCCUGCUGGACCCGUCCCGCCCCGCCCUCCUGCUUCUUGGCGCCGCCCGACCCCACGUCGUUCCCGGGGCUCGAGGUCCCGGCUGCAGUCCGCGAGGACGUGGUGUGGGGGCCGAGGGGACGCCUUGCGCGCGUGUGGAGGCUCUGUGGCCGCGACAGCCACGGCCCGGAGCUGUUCACCGGGGCCGGGUCGUGCACGCACAACGCGCCAUUGGUUAUAGUUUUUGUUCUGAUUGGCUUUCGCCCCAAGGGAAGUUUUCGCUAGGUGGUACCCUGAGCAGUGUGGGAAAUAUUAAUAGAGGAUCCUAUUACCACGUGUCUUUCUCCUUCAGUGUAUGAUAUGAUUUGUAAACUCGGGUUUGAAGCCAGAGAAAAUUGCGAUAUCAGUAGUAUUGUAACUCAAAAUGGUGAAGUAUGCUGGACGACAAUUACAGACUGUGUGGUUUAUACAGAAUCAGGUUUGUACUUUCUCUGAAGCCCAAAUACCCGUCAAUACUGUUGCAUUUAAAAUGUCUUGACCUGUAAAAUUUCCCUCUCUGCUCAUUGCUUUUUGGGUUAGGAGAUGUUAUAGUACAGCCUUAAUUUGAAAGAGAAAAGGAAUCGGUGUGGAAAGAGGGAAUGAGGCAGAGACGCAUAGGAGACUUAAGGGAAAGCUGGGCUCUGAAAACCAGGUGUGAGGAGGAAGGGGUCGGGAGGCAGUGAGGGCUGAGGGGCUCUCAGCUUAUGGCCUGUGAUCCAGGUGGAAGAGGGAAGAAGAUAGAAGUCAUAUGAAUUAAGGGUGUAGAAUGACCAGUGAUAUAUACAAUUAUUUUAAAUGUCUUCCAGGCAUUCUUGUAUGUCUUUUGAAGUAGGGAUGUGGGAUGGGAAAAAUAAUAAUAAUUGUAAAAAUUAUAAGGGAAUGUGCUGUGGCCCAGCAAUUCCAUCCAGGAACGUACAAGACAGGCCCAGUCACAGGUAUGAACAUGUGUUUGUGCCAAGUUACUGCAGCAUUUUGUAAUAGAAAAGAAAGAAAGAAAGAAAGAAAAAACAUUGGAAAUAGCCAAAUGUUAAGUGGUAGUGGAUUGAUUAAAUGAAUUAUGGAAAAAAAAAAAUGCAUGCAAGGGAAUAUUAUGCAGUGGUGAAAAAGAGUGAGGAGGCCCAUCUUUCUGAUCCAGAAAUCUCUCUGAGCUGUAUGGCUGAGUGAAAAAGUAGGAGGAGCACAUACAUGUAUUAUUUGCUUGUGUAUGUAUAAAUAUUUCUAAAUACACCCAAGGAAUUUAUAACAGUAGCUGCUAUAGGAAGGAGAACUGGUGGCAGAAGGGAGACUUUCACCGUUUUAUAUUUUUUGAUCGUGAACCACGUGAAUGUUCAACCAAAACUUAUCAAAAAAACAAAACCAAAAAUUAAUAUUCUAAAUACAUUCCAAAAUAAUAAUAAUUAUUAUUAAUAAUGUCAUUGGAAAUCUCAUAGUCUAAUAAUGUUACAUUAAAAAGUCAGGUUAAAAUAUAUAUAACAACAUGAAGCUGAUUUUGUACAAACUUAUAUACAGAUAAAGAGAUUGAAAAAAUGAAAAAAUAUUUGAACCUUUAUUUUUCAAACUCGCUAAUGAGAGUUUUUCUUUUAUAAGCAGAUAAACACUAUGUAACUUAUUUUCAACAACAUGAGUAUCUUUAUUGUAAGUCCAAUUAUAAACUGGUUGCCAACUUUAUGGAAAUUUCAUAAUUAAAGCCCUUUUUCUUUGAUGAUUUAGGCAUUUGCAUCACACGAUGUGGAGCUGUGGUACUAACUUGCUUUCUUAUCCUUGAAGCCCAGGGUCUGGAUUACGGGGAAAGCGUGAGGCUGCUGGGCCCUGUGUGCCAGGCUGUCCACUUACAUCUGUCGUCUCUGACCAAGGGGCAAUUUGAAACGCGAUAUUCAUCGGGGUUCCAGUGGACAGGUGUUCCAGAGUUAUUUCCUGAAAUGUUUGAUGCCUUGGGAAGUCUUCAAUCUCUUGCUAUUUCUCUUAGCUUAAUGAAGCUGACAUCAUGUCUGGAGCGAGCCCUGGCUGACGUGUAUUUACUGAUUAGGAAGGAAUGCCCCUUUCUUUUAAGAGAUCUGAUUGCAUCUGAGGAGCUCUCUCAAGUCUUUGGGCAGUCUGUGAUGGACGUGCUCAAGGUCUUCGUGGGCUCUCCGCGUGGACUCAACCUUCGCAACGUUCUGUGGCACGGCUUCGCGGCACCGCAGGAGAUUCCUCCAAAAUACUGUUCAAUGAUGAUAUUGUUGACAGCAGGAUUGGGUCAACUACUAAAGGGUUACCUUCAACAAACUAAGUUCACAUUGGCACAUCGACCUUUCAUAACUCUUACAAGCUUAGAGGAUUUGAUCGUUUUCCCUGAUGUUACUUAUGAGGUACUUUCAGUAUUAGAAGAAGUGAUGAAGAAAUCCACUUUUAUACUAAAAAUCAUGUUGCCAUAUUGGGAAGUUGCAUUACUCAACUUCAAGUCUCACAGGUUUGCUGACUGUGCCAUACUGUUAUUGGUGCAACUAGAGACUGGACUUAGGAAAGUUUUUGCCACAGUUAACAAAUGUCCAAAGAGACUUCUGACUGCUGAGUCAACAGCUCUUUAUACUACCUUUGAUGAGAUAUUGGCAAAACACUUGAAUGAUGGUAAAAUCAAUCAACUUCCUCUUUUCCUUGGAGAGCCUGCAAUGGAAUUUCUCUGGGAUUUCCUGAACCAUCAGGAAGGUCCCCGUCUAAGAGAUCGUUUAAGCCACGGGGAAAUCAGUUUACCUGAAUUUCCGAAAGAAGCAGCCAAUCAGUUGCUUGCAUUUUCCUUUGUACUUUUACUCAGAUUUAUUGAUGAAGAUCUAUUAUCAGUGUUUAAGCAGGAAAAAGCAGCAGUGAGAGCAUUGGUGAGCAUUGCAGAAGCCUAUGGCGCUCGCUGCCAUCCAGUUUCUCAGCUUAAAAAGCAGGUGCUGAGCUGUGAGAGGAGCAUCGGAGUUUGGCCUCUGCUGCCUUUGCCUGAAGGAUCCGAAAGGGAGGCUCAGCGAUCAGAAGGUAAUUCUGAAAUAAAUGCCUGCCACUCUUUAAUCACAGAAAUCGUGGCUGAGCUGUGUCACCACGUGCCCGAGGCCCACCGCGUUCCUCACGCCUCGGAGCACCUUCCCCCUGAGGAGUGGCCCCAGCUGCUCCGUGAGCUCUGCAGCAUCCCUGUCCGGACCCUGUUCUGCCCCAGAGCCGUCCUGGAGGUGCUGGCCGUGCUCCGGAAGAUCGGCGCCCACUGCCGCCGCGUGUGUGGCCAGGUGGCCGCCUGCGCGGAGCUGAGGCGCCGGCAGUGGGAGGACAGGAGCCUGCGCUCCCGGCAGCGGCGGAACUACCUGCGCCUGGUUCACAGUAUUAAGCUUCUGUCUCCUAUGCUUUAUCUGAUUUUAUUGCUGAUUGCACUGGAAUUGGUCAACAUUCAUGUGGUUCUUGGGAAAAAUACUUCGGAAUAUCAGCAGUAUCUAAGGUUCUUAAAGUCCAUCUUGCAGUACACAGAGAACCUGGCGGCUUACACCAGCCAAGACAAGAACAAGUGGGAUGAAGCUGUCAAUCUCACACAGGUGGCCUUGUUGAAAAUUUGGACUUUUAGUGAGAAGAAACAAAUGUUAAUACAUUUAGCCAAGAAAUCCACGAGUAAAGUAGUCUAAUAAGUCAGGAUGCUUUGGGAUCUAUCAGAAAACCCGACCUGAGUAGACUUUACAGCAUGUGAGUUGAAAAUCCAAAGGCAGGGUGGAUUCCAGGUACUGCCUGAUCAGGGCACAAGGUCCGUUGCUCUGCAGUUUCCUGACUUGCUUUUCCCAAGUUGUUGGUGUGAACCUCAGGCUGAAUCCCUGGGAACCAAAUGGCCGUAGCAGUUUUGGGCCUCAUCUCCCAAUGCAUACUGUCCAGAGGAGAGAUGUUUCUCACCCAGCUCUCACCCAGGAAUGGGCGGCUUCAUCUUACUGGCCACAGGCCUAAUCUUGAAACGAUGGCUGUGGCCAAGACCCUGCCCUGCACUCACCAGUCAGGCUAGGUGGACGUCUACUCCUGGACCGGCCACUGGGGCGUAGAGGGAGGGCUUGGGCUGGUCACCCUUGUCCCUGGAGCUGAGAGUGAGGUUGAUAUGAUUCAGAUCUCGAGGGAGAGGGUUGGGGAGGAACAGCUCCUGGAAGACGCUGGGCAGCACGCCUAACAGUCUGCACGUCCCCAGGUUUCCAGGUCUGGCGGGUUUAGUGCAGGGACCAGGAGGGCGGAGGAGUGAGGGCCAGGGCUGCAGCCAGAAGAGCCAGGUCAGCCCUCGCAGGAGGCCCUGGGUGUCUACUGCAGGAAGCUCCUCGUCCGCUUCGGUGGCAGCAGCAAGGCUGUGUUUCUCCAGGAACCCCUGCAGGGCUGCCCCCAACCCCAGUCUGUAUGUGCUCAGCUGCACCCACCUGCCGUGAUGCACAGCCUCCUCCAGCCUUGCUGGCAGGUCUGGCCUCCCAGGAAGGACUUCCCACAGCCUGUUCUGGCUUCUCAGCUGUCAGAGAUGAGUGUGGAGGCCGCCGUUGGGGAGGUGGGGCCGUGUGACAACAGCCAUCCGUGUUCCAUCUGUCGCUUCACCAGCCCAGUACCUGCAACCCCCUUGUAAAGUGAACUUGUGGGUAAAGACAGUGAAACCUGCUUCUGCCUGAUGUGAUGCCAGACGCCCACGUCAAGUGUCCACUUCUGGAGAGGUGCUCCUGUGGUCGGUCACGGCCUCCUGGGUGUGGGCUCGAAGGCUUCACCACUCCUAACCCUCCUGGUGUUGGCGCUGGAACGGGCAAGGGGGAAAAUGGACUGAUCUGUACUCUCACCAGCCAGUGCAGGAUCUGCAGAGCCCCGCGGCCACUAGGCUGGCGGAAGCUCGUGUUAAACGCUGCUGCUCUACAGCUCAUCGCGUUCCUUUGCCCUCAGCUGCCCACCUCUGUUGGUUGUGGGUCUUCACCUGGUAGGUUGACCCAAACCUCAUUCCUGAAAGGGCUUUCCCGCUAGCAAUCUUCCUAGUUUGGGUAACUAGUUUUCUGUUGACUUUUAUCCCUAGAAAUGGGCAUCCUUUCCCAUGGGCCCCCAAGUCCCCGCCUGUGGCCGCAGCCCUGUCCUCAGGGGCGUGGGGGGCGGUCACCCGCAUUACAGGCGGCCCCUCUCGGUCCUUUGGUUCCCUGACACAAGGCCAGCACUGCGGGCGGGCCCUCAGUCCUGUGUAAGGGCUGCCUUGGGGGCUUAGCCUCCCCACAAGCCGUGGCUCCGAGGGGCUCACAGCGAUGCUCCCCCCUCACCUGCCUCUUCGAUCGACCAUGUGUCCUGGUGGCUCAGAGAGGAGGGCGCCUGUCGGGUGGACAGCAGCCCCCGGCGUCCCCGUCUCCGCCACGUCCUCCAGGGGCUGCUCGCGGGGCUGCAGCGCGUGCUGAGGUCUUGGAAGCGGUGCCAGGAGAGCCACCCAGCGGAUAAGGCUUCUGUGCCGUGGUGAUGGGGUGUGGUGUCCACAGGUCACCGUGUCACCCGACGCCAGCGGUGGGCGCUCUCGUGGGACAGACGUCAGCAUGCUGUGCACUCACCUCCUCACGCCCACAAACCACUCUGAUACCUCUGGCCCUCGCCUUCCGGUCUCGUUGCUUCCAGGCCCCUGACCACCUGGCCACACUUACCAGUUGCUUCCUCCGUGUAGACCCACCCUCACGGCCAAGGGUCCUUCCCGGCGCUUGACCUGCCCCCCGAGACAGUGGGGGGGGGGGCUGCCCUUGAGGCUGUAACACUACAACUUUCUCCUUUAGGUGGUGUCAGUGGAUUUUGCAGAAAUCAAACAACUCGUACUUGGGGCAGCCGGCCGUAGGAAGCUCUCCUUAAGCCUGUGGGCACACGGCGAGGAGGUGUGGGCACGUGAGCCUUUUGUCUCUGACCUGGGCCUUGGAACGUGAGCAGCCUGGUCCUGUGUGGGCGUCUGCGGUUUCAGAAGGAGAUGCACCAGCAGGCGCCAGCCCGAUGCCGCAAGGGCUCGGACGACACCUCCCACCAUCUCGGUCACAAGGACGCUAGGAGCCUCGGUGGAGUCGGGGUUCUAGCCGGUACACGGUCCGGAGGGCAGCUAGGAGAGUUACUGUCACGGUUGUGUCCCAGAACCCUUGGGUCUGUGCUGUGGGCCUGUUUGUGGCUCAGCCCCAGCACCGCACAGGCCGCGCCCGCACACCAAGAUCCUCUGCGAAGGCUCGACACCCACACCCCAGAUGCCGGUGCUGGCGACUUCAGAGUCACAUUCGGCCGUCACUUUGCAGUCAGCUUUCCGUCCAUUCUGCCCCAAGACCAUCUCCUGUCCUGCCCAGGACUCUCGCUGGUCUUGGUCUGGCCUUCGAGGUGGGGGAGGCCGGGCGCAGGCCUGUGUGGGUGCUGCCCCCGUAGUCCGAGGACCCCAGCGUGUGCUCCCACAGGGAGCGGCGUGCAUUCUUUUGGUGUCGCGCUGCGCCUGCAGGCCCUUCCCGCGGCUCCCUGUGGGCAAACGGCGGCAACGUGGCACCCGUGACAAGCGCUGCCCUUGCUGGGGUGCCGGGUGCUAGGGCGGUGUGGCUGGUGCCUGCCCGCCCUCGGGGAGGCCACGCCGCUCCUGGCCGGUGCUGGGCUGGGCACUGCGCACGGGCUUCCUCCUGUCCGCCCGGUCUGUUUUCUCUGUCCGCCCUGCUCCUGCAGAACCCCUGCCUUGAUCGGAUGCCUCCCUGCGUCCACGCGGGUGGCAGCCGCAGCAGAGGGGGCCAAAGCUCAUUGUUUUUCUCAAACAGUGUCACAUGUCUGCUGCUCUUCGCCGCUGAGCUGAUGGAGAACUUCACUCCGAGGGGCAGGCGUCCUGAGGGCUGUGCCACACCAGCUGUCUAGCCAGCGGGAGUCGCCAGGGUAACAGGCGCCGGCGGCUGAGGGUCCACGACCCGAUGGGCACCGGCCGUCACGGCUGAGGAGGCCAGGCAGCUGAGAAGCGGCCAGAGGCGCCUGAAGUUAGCGAGUCCGCCUCAUGCUCCCCGGACGCUUUUUAUUUUCUCUGCUGGCCGAAUACCUUCAGCAGAUGGAAAUUGCUGGCGAAAAGGAAAGAAGUGAAGAUUAGCUAAAUUUGUUCUCCAUCAAAAGCUCGCCAAGCCAUUCGAGAGCGAGCCCGGGGGGGAGUCAGCUCGUGCCGGCCUCAGGAGCGCGGCCGCAGAGGGCAGAGGCCACAGGCUCGGACGCUGGACACAGGCUGGACCCCGGCUCCGCCACGUUUAUUCACGGGCUCAGCCCCCCACACCGUUUUCUCGUGGGUGACGUGUGGAGCGUACCGUCCCGCCCCGUUAGGUUGGCGUGACGACCGUGUGCGGGCAGCCCCCAGCCCCGUCCUGACGCGGGCGUCGGUGGCCCUGCCAGGAGGAGGGACUUGGGUGCCUCCGUGUGGCGGCCGAGCUGCGUGCCUGAGCCCGGGGUCCCCUCCCCCCAGCGCAGCCGCCGGGUCUCUGCGGGGCUUUCGGCGAAGGAGGGGGCGGGGAGCCGGCCGCUGCCCCCCGUGUGCCCGUCGGCGCUAAGGACAGCUCGGCCUCAGCCCGAGCGGCGCCGCAGGACUGCACCGGAGCCACGGGGGCGCCCCUCAGGUGGGUGUCCGGUGUGCCCAGACGCGCGCACACCUGCAGGAGGGUCGCUGGGUCGCGUCCCUCGGCGCCUCCUGCCUCGCUGUGCUUCAAGGGUUUGGUCGCGAAGCUGCUCUUGCGAGUAAACUCCGGGUUCCUCAGGCGAGGGCCGCUCCGGAGCUCUGCGAGCGCCGUCGCACGGGCUGGGCCCGCGCCUCACGGGGUUGCGCUUCUCUGUCGGGUCGCGGGGCGGCGCUCUUCAGCAAAGCAAGGCCGCGGCGGCCGCGGGAUGCGCUGGAAGCCUCUGAGGGGAGGGGCUGGGGGAUCAUGGAUCCGGGCGGCACCUGCUCCUCCUUCGGCCUUCCCUGCAGCGGGCAGAGCCCGGGCUGCCCGGGAGGGUGAAGAGCGGCCGCCCGCUUGUCGCAGGGCCCACGGGGCUUUCCCCGGGAACGAGCUUUCACUCCGGCCCGGCGAGGCAGGAGCUCCCGUCCUCAGGGAGGAAAGCCCGGGCGGGAUUGACCGUGUAGCUCAGAGAACGAACCGCAGGGGAGAAGCUCUUUGUUUGAAGACUGAGGUUGAUUUCCUGCGGAGGACGGUGUUCGGCGCGGGGGUGCCGUGGAAGUGGCCCCCUGACGGCUCCCCUUUACCGCGAAUUCCCAGCUGGCGUUGCGGCGUCUGGGGGCGGCUAGGAAGAGCCCGCGGGGACGCAGGCCUCCGCAGGGCGUGGCUGCGGCCGGUCUACAGCCACGCUUCGCAGUGCCAGUAAGACGACGUCGCUCUGUUGGUGCCCGUGCCCCCAAGUCUUCGAGGCAGACAUAACGUGCACCUGGACCCCUCAGGGUCCCCGGGGCCCUGGAUAAUGUGGCACCAGAGUGAAUCGAUUUGGGACCGUUUACAGCCCAUCUAAGAUCAGUUCUUAAGUUUUUCCGAAGAAGACCCUGGAUGAUGCAGGAAGUUCUUUUGACACAUCAUUCAAUUCCUUUAAGACAAGAGUAUUUUAGGGUACAUUCAAAAAAGCCCGUCACGCACUGAGCCCCGCAGCACUGGUUACAGUCGGGGCGGGCGGUGGCACAGCUGCGUCUGUGUAAGUACCGGGUGGGCGCCUUGUUCCCAGAGUACCCCGAGGUCCUUAUUGUUCACGUCCGCCCCCUCUUCACCCGCACCCACCCAGUAGGACAGCUCCUUCAGGAGCGAGGGGGCCUGGGAAGGCAUCUCCUCGGGGGAGGAGGGCGGGGCCGGGGUGGGGCUGGUCCUCUCCCCGAAGGGGGCGUGGCCAGCGUGGCCCGUGCCACCUGGCGUCUCCUCUCCAUCUCAUCACAGCCCCGUUUCUACAAGGCUUUGUAGGUGGGUUCUCCCGAGAGCGAAUCCCCACAGCAGCACUGUGAAGGCGCACUCCCGCCGGCUUUACAGGGGAGAGAGCAAGGACCCGAGAGAGGGGCUCCCAGCGUCGCGGAGGGGAGGGUCUUGAUGCAGGCCUGCGUUCUGGGCCGGGGACUCACCCAAACGGAGGCAAGGCCUGUUGGGUGGCGGCACCGCCUAAGCGUGUUCUCUGUUCUACUACGAGACCCCUGAGGGUGCUCAGGGGUGUUCCUGGGCCUUCCUGCAGCUCUGCGCGGGAAUUUAACUUGGCAGCUGCAGCCCAUGAGUAACUGUAGUUCACAAAACCUCGCCCCUGAGUUACUGCAACUCUCCCCUCCCACUUGUAAGACGUAACACGGCUUUGAGUGUCAGUGAGGAAAUGUCACGAGCCUGCCCUUCCUGUGAACGUGUGUUAGCGCUGUCAGCGCUCUGGAGGGGCCCAGUUUCUUGCUGGAAUCAGAUUCCUGUAUUUCAGCUCAUUUCUUUCUUUUUCUUCCCUGUAGUAGUUGAUAAUUCCGAUUUCUCUGGCUUGGAUGAAAGUUACAUAAUAAAUAGAGAUAACUAAUCAGAAAAUAA